Cydia strobilella is the source of this 1066-nucleotide messenger RNA. Its product is annotated as gem-associated protein 2. Bases 89 to 904 code for a protein of 271 amino acids. The record is from RefSeq and is a predicted model, not a curated record. The transcript is spliced from 4 exons. NCBI's taxonomy places the organism in Eukaryota, Metazoa, Arthropoda, Insecta, Lepidoptera, Tortricidae. Gene Ontology annotation, cellular component: SMN complex; nucleus; spliceosomal complex. Gene Ontology annotation, biological process: spliceosomal snRNP assembly; spliceosomal complex assembly.
AUGGUGAAGGGAGAACGAGCGACGAUACUGAGCUAAACGAGCUAGCAAAUAAAAAUAAAUUAAUUCUGUCUGUUUAUAAAUCUCAGAAAUGGGUUCUGAGAACAGGCGUGUAAUUUAUAAAGCUAAUGACAAGAAAAAAAUAGAUCGUGACGCAUUAUUAAUAACACAGUGUUUUGAAAUCAGUUCAGAUGUGGAAAUGAAAGAAAUUCCCCUAACAGGUGAAGAAUAUCUUCUAAAAGUUAUCACUGAACGUGCUAACGUUGCCGCAGUUACUGUGUGUCAUAAAGACAUUACACAGUUCGCUAAAAACCAAUCACUAUUUUUCAAAGAGGUGGACAAAAACUAUCACCAUAUCUUUAAAAAAUUUCAGCCUCCUGGGGCGAAAAUCGCACCUGAUAAACUCAAAACUACUAUAGAAUGGCAAAAAUUUCAAAUGUCAGACUUUGCAGAAGUUCGGUCAUCUAUGUCUAAGAUAAAGGCUAACCUUUUAGAGAAAGGAAUUGGGAAAAAAAGAGUGAAACCAAUAGUAAUUCAUGAGCAAUCGCUUGAAGGUUGGAAAGUAUUUUUUGAAGAGCAUGAUUCCACUGUUACAUGUAUGCUGGGCUUUAGCCCCGAACAGUUGUACUCAGGUUUAGAACUGCUUACAGAAAUAUUGCAGGAGGUUCCACCAGGAGACACUAUUGAUCAUAAAAUAGGUCAAUGGAUCUACGCUUUCUUAGCAUGUUUAACACAUCCUCCACUUUCAGAAACUGUUAGUCUCUUGAGAGAUCUUGCCAGAACUUGUGCUGAAAUAAGGUCGAGUAUAGAUCAAGAAGAAGAAGAUGCGUAUAUGAAGGCAGCACCCAUGAAUCUCUUUAUUUGCAUAGUUGCCAGGUACUUUGAACAAUAUGAUUUAGCAGAUUAAUUUUAUUUUAAUAUAAACCUGUAAUAUUGUGUUAGCUUCAUACACAGAUUUUUAAACAAUAGUUGUCACUUCUGUGUACAAUAUUUAACAGCCUGUGUCAUCCAUCACACACAUUGAUAGAAAAAGAAUACCUACCGUACCUACCCCUUACAAAAUUAUAUA